AUGUUCCAAUAUAUAUUUAAGGAACCCGUUGCCACUACAGAAGGUCUAGAGAAGUUGAAAGGUUUCUGCAACUACUGCAGUAUAAGCUCAGGAAGUUUGACAAUGGAUAUAGGUACUCAAAAGAUGCUGCUUAUUUCAGUGAUACUGUUUGCGGGGUGCGCAGCGGAUUUGUAUCUCUUGCGUAGACCGACACACGAUGACUUAAAAUUCGACGGUUAUACCUUGGAGAAUCUGGUAAAUAUCCCGACCAUACCAUUUUGUGCCUUUCGAUGUUACGUGAACACAGCGUGUGUAUCAGUAUUUUAUAAUAAGAUUUUCAAAUCGUGCGUCUUAAAAUCUGUAUUAUUCAUGAAUCUUCAGGACGGUAUAGUUGAAAGUGGCACCAAAUAUUACAGUGUUUAUGAAGAUGGUUGUCCUCAAGACUUUAUUAGAAACAGAAAAUACGACCUAUGUUACAAUACAUUUCUUGCAUACGUGGAAAGGAAUGAAGCUAAAGAGUUAUGCGCGGAGAAUGGAUAUGUCUUACUGAGAGGUACAUCAGUUGAUGCUUACAACCAUGUAUCUAAUCAACUUAUGGUCACUCCAGGAAAUGCAUACGGGUAUUACAUUGGAGGUAGUGAUAAAAUCACCGAGGGUCGAUGGAUAUUUGACGAUGGUGAAAUAAUGACAGCUUUUAUUUGGGGAGACGGAGAGCCGGAUAACCACACGGAUAAAGAUGUUCUUUAUUUAAUAAGAUUAGGCAAUGGUAAAUAUGAAAUGUCAGAUAUCCAACCUCAUACGCGUUUCAAUUACAUUUGUCAAAAACUGUAG
Messenger RNA from Lottia gigantea (owl limpet), 810 nucleotides. RefSeq lists its product as hypothetical. The record is from RefSeq and is a predicted model, not a curated record. The coding region runs from base 1 to 810 and encodes 269 amino acids. Lineage: Eukaryota; Metazoa; Mollusca; Gastropoda; Lottiidae. The transcript has 4 exons.